Molecule: messenger RNA, 1077 nt
Organism: Babesia microti strain RI
Lineage: Eukaryota; Apicomplexa; Aconoidasida; Piroplasmida; Babesiidae
Product: blood stage antigen 41-3 precursor
Exons: 13
Coding region: 1-1077 (358 amino acids)
Source: RefSeq, a predicted model, not a curated record
AUGUAUAACAUUACAAGAUCUAUACAAAUAUAUUUUAUGUUUAUCAUCAUUACACAAUUAUUUCAAGUAUGUGUAAUAGAGUGUGAAUUUGAAGAGACAAAUGAUAAUUCAUCAACUUCUCCUUCUAUUGAAAUUAAAUUAUCGCCACCUGAAAAUCCUCUACCUGAAAUAUCAGAACAAAUACAAAAAGCAGAGGUUACAAGGGAAGAGAUUGAAGAUGGAUUGAUUACUAAACUCAAGGAUACAUUUAAUCAGAAGCUUGUUGAAUCACAUGAUAAAAUUAAGAAUUGUGUUGAACAAAAUUUUCAAGAUUUUGUUAAAUCCAAAAAAUUCAAAAUGAUUAUGAAUGAUCUAAAUCAUAAACGCUCAUUUAAUUCUAAUGCGAAUGAAAAUCAUCCUUCUUUCUUACAAAUUUCAAAUUAUAAUACAAAAUCAGACAUAGUACCCUCAUCAGUUCGUAUUAUGAUGGAAGAUACAGAAACAUUAGACCCUAUUGUUAACCAGAAAAUUAAACAAAUCGAAGAAUUAAGAAAUGAUUCUGAAAUACAAUUAUUUGAUCGCGCUAAAAAUGAAUUUGAUGAACUUUUAGAGAUUACUUUAACAGAACUGGAUAAGAACAUAAAAAUCCAACUAGAUGUACUUUUUACCAACGCAACACAUAAUGGAAAACAUGUAAAUGUACUUAGAGAUAUCAAUAAAACGAAUUUAGAGGAAAGUACUUCAAGUAUUUUAAGUAAGGCAAAAUCGAUCAGUAAGAAAUCAUCAAAACUAUUUAAGGAGGGAAUGAAACUGUUUAGUCCAUCGUUUUUACAAAUUUCAUCAAGUAAUAUACAGCAGAAGUUGUUGAAUGUCAAAAUUGGGCAACCUGAUAAGCCUUAUCCUACUGUUGAUGAUUUGGUUAUGAAUAUGGAAAAGAGGAGAGAUGCUUCGGAGAAGGAUAUUAGGAAUAAAAUAUUGAAUAUAGAAAUGAAAUAUAUCAAGGCCCAUCACGAGAUGGCCAAAGAUGCACUACACACUGUCACCGCCAGGCUCCUAUCGCAACUGGGCAAAGUACCACAUAACUCAGAUAUAUAUUAA